AUGCAUUCGUUUCUCUCUCUAAAUCUCAAAACUCUCCUCAUUUCAUACAGGUAAUUUCCGAUCACUGAUUUACCGCCUUACGUCGUCGUUUUAUUAGAACGUGAACAAAAAGUUAGGGUUUCAUUUUAUAUCGGAUAAGAACAUUCCAGUAACUACACAUACAAGGUAAUCUCCGAUCACUGAAUCACCGUCGUACGUCGUCGUUUCGUUGAAACGUGAACGGAAAAUUAGUGUUUCAUUUCACGUGAAUCGGACGAGAACUGACAUGGUUGCACCUGUGGCGGAUCGAACGCCGGCAAUGAUGAUUCCGGCGACGGCGGUACAGCCGGCGGCGGUGAUGCCGGAGGCGUACGCGAAGGACGCGAUAAUCUCGUGGUUUCGUGGCGAGUUUGCGGCGGCGAACGCGAUAAUCGAUGCGUUGUGUGGACAUUUGUCGCAGUUAGAAGGCGGAAGGUGUGAAUAUGAGGCGGUGUUUGCGGCGAUUCAUCGGCGCCGGUUGAAUUGGAUCCCGAUUCUUCAGAUGCAGAAGUUUUUUUCGAUUGCGGAUGUGACGGUGGAGCUGGAGAAGGUAGCGGAGAAGGUGAAGGUUCCGGUGGUGGAGAUGAAGCGUGAGAUUGUGGUGGAGGAACCGGUGGAAAUUAUGGAUGUUAAUGGUGGUGGUGAGGUGGUUGAUGACGAUUUGUUCAAGGAUUAUUCGCCGAAAAGCGGGAUUACAGAUGCAGGAUCUCAAGAAGUGAAUUCGGCAGCAGAAAGCAUUGAAGUAUGCUCAAACCAAGAAGAUUGGGAAGCGCGCCGGGCUGAAAUGAAGCUAACGAAAGGGUUUGCAGCCAAGGAGUCUGUAAAAGGACAUAUGGUGAAUGUGGUGAGAGGGUUGAAGUUGUACGAGGACAUACUUAACGCGACAGAGCUAUCUAAGCUGACCGACUAUGUAACUGAACUCAGAAUUGCUGGCCAAAAUGGUGAACUCUCAGGUGAGACUUUUAUCAUGUACAACCAGCAGUCAAAGGCAAUCAAGAGAGAACUUAUUCAGUUUGGAGCUCCUAUUUUUGGACAGAUUAAAGAUGAUCAAGCUAGCAAUAUCGACCCGAUUCCUGCUCCUCUUGAAGCUAUCAUUGACCAUCUAAUUCAGCUUCACUUAAUUUCUGAAAACAGAAGACCCAACAGCUGCAUCAUAAACUUUUUUGAUGAGGGAGAAUUUUCACAGCCUUUCUUGAAACCACCACAUCUAGAGCAACCUAUCUCAACAAUUGUUUUAUCCGAAUCUACAAUGGCUUUCGGGCGUAGUCUAGUCUGUGAUAAUGAAGGCAACUAUAAAGGACCCCUCAUGCUUUCUCUUAAGGAAGGGUCACUCUUAGUGAUGAGGGGAAACAGUGCGGACAUGGCACGCCACGCCAUGUCCCAGUCUCCAACUAAGCGAAUCAGCAUUACAUUUUUCAAAGUCCGAAUAGACAAAAGCCCACCCUCAAAAGAUCCCAUGGCCGGAGCCAUGACCGUAUGGCAGCCAAGCCUUCCAACGGGCGAUUUGGUCCACGUUCUUCCCAAAUGGGGUGCCAUUCGAGCCCCACAACUUCUUAUGUUAGCACCGGUCCCUCCCAUGGUUAUGAGCCCAAGAAGGCUACCACGUGGAGGGACUGGUGUUUUCUUACCAUGGAACAAUGGGUCUAAAAAACAAACUAAACAUCUACCUCCCCGUGCUCAAAGGGGGCGUCUUCUAGCAUUGUCUGCACCCACUGAACCACACAAAAUAAACAAAACCCCUGAUUCUGUCAUUAGCGUUGCUUGAGAAAUGUGGGGCUGUGAAAGGGGCGGGUGUUGUCAUUUGUGUGGCGUUUGAAACAUGAGUUAUCUUUUGUCUAGAGGGAAUCUAAUAGGUUUUAGUAUUGAUGAUUAGACUACAUGUGUCGAUGCCAAUGUUAGUCGCCAUGAGUAUCACAAAUAGUUAAAAUCUUUUAUUGAAGAAAAGUGUGAAUUAUUAUCUUUAUUACCAUUAUUUUUCGCUUUUACAUAUUUA
This is a messenger RNA of Helianthus annuus (common sunflower), 2011 nucleotides long. RefSeq names its product RNA demethylase ALKBH10B. Bases 266 to 1783 code for a protein of 505 amino acids. Gene Ontology annotation, biological process: mRNA catabolic process. The record is from RefSeq and is a predicted model, not a curated record. The transcript is spliced from 8 exons. Lineage: Eukaryota; Viridiplantae; Streptophyta; Magnoliopsida; Asterales; Asteraceae. Gene Ontology annotation, molecular function: mRNA binding; demethylase activity.